AUGUCAACGUUUACAGAGUUUUUUCUCUAUGCCAUGAUUGUGCCUGUUAUGCCUUCAGCGCUAGUAACACGCGCUGGAGUUCCCUUCGAACACCGUGAAUACUGGGUCAGCGUUCUAUUGAUGUGUGAAGCUGCAGUGUCUGUGAUCUGCUGUCCCAUUUUCGGAUUUCUUGUCGAUAUUUCAGGCACCCGUCAACUUCCUUAUCUUUUUGGACUCUCCCUACUUGCGGCUUCAAUGAUUCUCCUCGUUUUUGCCAAAACACUCUCUAUUUUCAUAAUCGCGCGGCUACUUCAGGGCGGUGCGACGGCAAUGGUGGCAGUUGCCGGGCUUGCCCUAGCCACAGAUUCCUUUGACAAGGACCGAUUAGGCACUGCAGUUGGAUAUUUGGGCUCUGCCAGCGCCUUGGGCUUUGUCCUGGGUCCAUUUUUAGGCGGACUGAUAUACACCAAAUUCGGAUAUGAGGCAGUUUUUGUGAUGGCUGCUGUUCUCAUCGGUGUUGAUUUUAUUCUCCGAAUCUUGUUGGUCGAGAAAAAAGUCAGGCAGGGUUGGAUUGAGGCUGAUACAGAAUCACCUGAUGAAAAUCAACAUAUCGCCGGCAAUGACAAUGACUGUCCAUCCAUCAACGAAGGAGGCUUUAUUCUGCUAAAACUCAUCCAACAACCGCGGAUCCUGACUACCCUUUGGGCUCUUCUCGUCAUAGGGAUCUUUUUUUCUGCUUUUGAUGCUACCCUCCCCAUAUUUGUUGAGUCCACAUUCCACUGGUCCCCAGUGGGAGCAGGAUUGAUUUUCCUUCCAAGUGCUUUUACCUCACUGAUGGGACCAUAUUUUGGAACUAUUUGUGACCAUUAUGGUCCACGGGCUAUGGCAUUUACCGGAUUUAUCCUUCUUUCUCCGACCUUGAUCUGUCUUUCUUUGGUUGGACACAAUUCUUGGCCUCACAUUGCUACCCUGGUCAUUCUUCUAUGUUUGACUGGUCUCUUCAUAAACGUGGGCCUCCCUGCUUUGUAUGUGGAGUCUCAGGCCGUUCUAGACGACAUGGAGCGCGAAAGGCCAGGAAUCACAGGCCCGAAAGGUGCCAUAGCCCAAGCAUUCAGCUUGCAGACUAUGGCCCAAUUUAUUGGAUUGUUUUUUGGUCCUCUGUGGGGUGGGUUCAUUGAGUAUCAUUUUGGAUGGAAGACUAUGGCAUGGACUUUGGGCUUGCUCGCCUUUGUAACAGCAAUUCCAAUGCUCUGGCUGAGUGGGAGGACCCACAAUGGUAAUGAUAAUAUUGGUGGAGAGACCGAACCACUUUUGGGAGAUAGACUUGAGUGA
Molecule: messenger RNA, 1311 nt
Organism: Penicillium expansum
Lineage: Eukaryota; Fungi; Ascomycota; Eurotiomycetes; Eurotiales; Aspergillaceae
Product: MFS transporter
Exons: 6
Coding region: 1-1311 (436 amino acids)
Biological process (GO): transmembrane transport
Molecular function (GO): transmembrane transporter activity
Source: RefSeq, a predicted model, not a curated record